Closterium sp. Naga37s-1 is the source of this 2538-nucleotide messenger RNA. NCBI's taxonomy places the organism in Eukaryota, Viridiplantae, Streptophyta, Zygnematophyceae, Desmidiales, Closteriaceae. The record is from the annotation of a GenBank genome assembly.
AUGAUCCACCGUCCAUCGCAAUCCAAGAUGAACGACGACGAUGACAUGGAGCCCGCCGCCGCGCCGCGAUUCAACCGAACGCUCUCCAUGGUCGGUAAGGCCCCGGGGAAGCAGCAAAAUGUCCGUGCCGCGCAGCCACGUCAGCAGAGAGCGGCGCCGCAACAGGCGCAUCCGGACGAUGACGAGGAUCCAACGGAAUCGGACCUCGGACGGUCGAUGACGAUGGGGAGCAAGCCGCGGGGGAGACCCGCGGCGGGUUUUCCGCAACACGGGGGGGAGCGGGGAGGAAUGGGGGGAGGGGGAGGCGGAGGGGGGGGAGAUGGGAGCGGGGAGGAGCAGCUGGGGCGAUCACUGACGCAAGUCGAUGCGCGCAGACGGGCGGGCGGAGGACGCGGGGCAGGCGCAGCGGGCAGAAGCGGAAGCCCCGCGCAAAGCGGGAUGCGCAAGUCCGCAAGCGGCGCAAGCCGGUCGCGGUCCCCCAUGGGCGCGGGUGCGGGCGGGGACGAUUCGAUGAGCAUGCAGGGAAUGCAGCAGGCGCUGCCGCAACAGCCGCUGCUGAAAUCCGCGCUCAAGCGCAGUAGCGCGGCGCAAACGCCCACGGGCUACGGCGGCGGCGGGUUCGGCGGCGACGAUGGCGGCGGGUACGGCGGCGGCCAGAUGAUGGGCGGAGGGGGAGGGGGUAGGGGCGGCAGGGCGGGGGGCGCUGCGCCAAACCCGCAAGGGGGGUACGAUCGGUCCGGGAGCCCGUUCCGCGCAGGCGGGGGGCAGUAUCCGGGGGGGGAUGGUAACAUAUACUCUCCUCAAGGCGGAAUGGGGUACGGGGGGGGGGAGGGGGAGGGGUAUCAAGACGGGAUGUACGGCCAGGAUCCGCAGCAGCAUUACGGGCAAGAUCAGCAGUUUCAGCCAACGCCACGUCAGCAACAGCAGUGGGCGGGCGCGCAGGGAGGCGCUAAUUCCGGGCGAAUGAUGGGGGGAGGCGGAAGCGGGUCGGGUAUGGGGCCUGGGCGGAAGAUGGGGGGAGGGGGGCAGCAGCAGAUGAUGCAGCAGGCGCAGGCGCAGGGGCAGGGGCAGCAGGGGGCGGAGGACGAGUAUUACGGGGCGGGCGCGGGGAACAUGUCGGACGCGUCGGAUACGAAUUUCACGCGGCGGCUGCAGCACAUGCAGGCGCAGCAGCAGCAGGACGAGGCGGCCUCGCUGCCCAUGCUGCCCCCGCCCAGCGCGCCGCAAGUCGUGCAGGUAUGCUGUGCCCACUCCUCCCCCUUCUUCCCCGGUCCCCCUCUCCCAGUGCUGCCCAUGCUGCCCCCGCCCAGCGCGCCGCAAGUCGUGCAGUGCCAGCGCUGCUCCCAGCUACUGGAAGUGCCUCUGCAGCUUCCUCCGGCUAAGAAGGGCGUGCAGAAGCUACGCUGCGGCAAGUGCCUGCGAGUCUCUCGCUUCCAGGUCAACCCUGCUGACCCGCGUUUCGCCAACCAACUGCCGCCAAGUCAGCAGCCGCCGCCGCCACAGCCGCCAGCUCAGCAGCAUCCCAAUCAGCAGCUGCAGGGCGCUGGGGGGAGCGGGCGCUUUCCCUCCCCCUCCCCGCUUCAGCAGCAGCAGAGGGGGGGGAGUGGGACCGGAUAUGACAGUGAUGGUAACGCGAGCAUGAGCGGAGGGGGGGGCGCAGGGGGAGGGGGAGGGUUCCGCCCAGGCAUGGGGCCAGGCGGAGGGGGAGGCCCCCCCGCCCCCCACCACAUGCGCUCGCUUUCUAGGGAGUCUGAUGAUUAUAUGGCGGAAGGGGGUGGGGGCGGGGGGAUGGGGGGCGGAAUGGGCGGGCAAGGGGGAGGAGCAGUCGGGGGGAGAGGGCCCGGGGGAAGGGGGAGAGGCGGGGGGAGGAUGGGGGCGGGGAGAGGCGGGGGGGUUAUGGGCAGGAGGGGGCCGGGGGGGAUGGGCAGGCAGGGGGGAGUGGAAGGGGGGGAAAUGGCUGCGCCGUCUUAUGGGCACAACCAGCAGCAGCAGGGGAUGGGAGGGGGACCGGGGGGAAGCAUGGGCGGAAGCAUGGGGGGAAGCAUGGGCGGAAGCAUGGGCGGAAACAUGGGCGGACACAUGGGGGGAAACAUGGGGGGGAACAUGGGGGGAGGAAUGGGAGGGGGAGGAAUGGGGGAGGAGGAUGGGAUGAUGUAUAGCCGGCAGGUGAUGGUGAAUGGGCAGGCAUUGCCGGAUGAGUAUGUGGCUGUGGCAGAGCAGCGGGCGGGCCCCAUUCACCCUGGCAACUACUGGUAUGAUGACGUGGCAGGCUUCUGGGGUGAGAUGGGCGGGCCAUGCCUCGGCAUCAUCCCGCCUGGCAUCGACUUUGGCGUGCCAAUUCCAGUGUCGUGUGCCGGCGGCGCCACCCGCGUGUAUGUGAACGGCAGGGAGCUGCACCACCGGGACCUGGAGCGGCUGAUGAAGAGAGGGUUACCGGGCACGCCUGACUGCGGUUACCGCAUUGAGAUCACGGGCAACGUGUUUGACGAGGAGACCGGGGAGUACCUGCUCUGCCUGGGCAAGCUCGCCCCCUCGUGA